Scutellospora calospora is the source of this 197-nucleotide messenger RNA. Lineage: Eukaryota; Fungi; Glomeromycota; Glomeromycetes; Diversisporales; Gigasporaceae. The record is from the annotation of a GenBank genome assembly.
AGCCUGGUGGGAAACAAGUAUAAAAAUAAAAACUGAAAUGAAGGAUCUUGUAAUACCUUAUCGUUUAUAUAUGCGUAUUGCGUGUGAGCUUAAUGGUAAAACCUUCGUUGUUACAGUUGUACCUAAUAAUAAAAAUUCACUGAAGCUGGGUUUUCAGUAUACUUGUGAUGCAAUUAGAACAGAUAAUAUUGAAUCAA